AGUUGGUAUGCUUUUUAGAUGUAUUCAGGGCCGAAGAUUGGGAUGUAAUCCUAUAUAUCCCUCCUUCAGCUAUCCCCACCAAGACGACGCUUAAAUUACAUAAAAUUACAAACACAAAACAUCCCUUAUUUAUAACAGAGGUUCUCUUUUCUCUUUUUUCCAACUGUCCCGUUCCCAGUCCCCUACUUGGUAAGGUUUAACGGGCAGCUAAACUUGAAAAUUUCAAUUUGGAAUUAGUUUGAAAUUUUCUUUCUCCAAUCGGUUUCUGAUCGGAUAAUUUUUUGUCCAGUUUUAGAAAUCGCACUUAAUCAAAGCUUAGAUUUUAUUAAAUUUACGUCAAUCCACUGUGUUUGAUCCAAUGAUUCGGUAAUCUUUAAUUAGUCAAACUGUAAAACCGGCUGUCACAAAAUAAAACAAUUCAUCAUCACUUUUUUCUCCAUUUUUAUUGAUCAUCAAACACCACUCAAAGCAUAACAUUCUUCCAAAGUGCAGCAAGAACACGCUUUGUAUCAAAGUAUUGACUCCGUGUUUGAUAUGACCGAUUGAUUAUUAAUUAAUUGCUAUCUUUUAUUUUUUGAAUCCGAAAGAUAAAUUCAAGUCUACAGGGAAUCAAUAACAAUAUUCGACCAAGUAAUGGAUUCGAACAGAGGGAAAUUUAAUUAAUUACGUUCGUUUACAAUUUUUUCUCCAAUAGAUGGACGGACCAGAUCGUCAAAGCAGCGCAAAUUUUCUUGCAUUAAUUUGACCACAAAUAAAUGUUUCAUUCUGAGACCUGAUGUGUUUAUUGUUACAAAUUGAAUGACUUUAUUGAAUUUUCGAUAUCAAUUUGCGCCGUUUUUUAUUGGAAACGUUUCAGAUUCAAUUUUCUAAUUAAAACCACAAACACAGCUACCAUCAUUUAUCAUCUACUGAACCAUCAUCGCUGCACGAUAUUACAAAUUAAGUAUUUGACGCGUUUAUCUAGUCUAUCGCGUAUACAGAAUUUGACUUAGAAUCAAAACAGUUGAUUUAUUUACUGCGUGCAAUAAAUUUGAAAAAGUAUUUAAUAACACUUACAGACGACUGAAAGUAUUAUUUUACAACAUUAACGACAACAUUCUGACUAUACUAUCACAGCCAGAGGGGCAAUAAUCAACGACAAGCACGUUUUAUGAGCUGCGAAGGUUCAAAAGAGCUCAGAACCUGUCUUAAACCCAUCGCAACAGAAGUAGAAACCUUUGUUUUAUCAAAUCAAAAUCUCCUUACAAGCAGGCUUAUCGGCGCCAAUUCUCCCAUUAUUGAUUUUACUACGCAAUGAAAAGUAAAAAAUUUGCUUAUAAAGCGUAGAGAAUUACCUGUUUAUGAUUGCAUUAGAGUAUUCUUGGUUAUUUACUUCAUCCAACGUAGCUUUAGCUUCAGCUUGUUUAUUUUGUUAGUCGCGCUGGUCAUUUAUUUCACCAGACAUAAUAAAAAGUGGAUUGAUAAAGAAAAAAAGAUGGCGUCCUCGGAGACCAUAAAAUCAGUUCUGCUCAAUGUUUCCAACUUGUCGGCAGCUUCAAAUGCAUCGGAAGAUUAUGAAUUUGACCAUUGGUACGAAAACAACAACAGCGCGUUUGUCAUUGUCCUCGAAACACUGCUCUACAUUAUACUCUCAUUGGUCAUUAGCUGCAGCUCGAUUCUGGUCAUACUUGUAGUAUGGAACACCAGCGCCCUUCACACCCCGCCAGGCUUCCUCAUGGUCAUCAUGUCCAUCUGUGACCUUCUACUGUCGGUCAUACUAGCCAUGUCCACUGUGAAUGUGAUCCAAAGACGGUCAAUGUACCCCGACUAUGUGAACAUAGCACUGGCAAUUAUGUUUGCGACCUUUCAAAACGGAAACGCUAUGGCCCUCAUGGUGUCGGCCAUAGAUCAGCUGAUUUCGAUUUUGAAGCCCCUCCAGUACCCCUCAAUCUCCACCCCAAAGAGAAUUUUGACAGUGUUCAUUACGAUGAUGCUUAUCAGCGUUCUGUUUGUGGUGUUCCUGACAUUUAUGGCGUACAAGUACUCACUCGAGCAAGAAGCAUUAGGAGAACCGAAAGCGAGUGUGUUGUUCUACGAUGACAUGACUCACUUGCAGUUCGUGAUCUGUUACGAGGAACUGACCCAGAACCUGGCCAUGUCCUUCUUCGUCAUCCCGGGCGCAGUGGUCCUCGUCUGCUAUGGAAUCAUAUUCGCCAUCGUCGUCAAACAACGACAGGAAAUCAGAAGAAUGCAGAGCCAGUUGGCGGCCAUGAACAACCGGAGGGGCUCGGUGGGGGGCGGCAUGCAGAUUCUGUCGCACAUCAAAGCGUGUCAGAUGCUGUUCAUCGUCACCCUAAUUUACUUCCUCGGGUUCCUUCCAUACAUGCUCAUGGACCGAUACAUCAACCACGAACUCGAAAAACAACAUCCAAACUUACCCCCCAUGUGGUCUUACAAGUUAUCAACUUGGUUAAUAAUAGUGCAAAGUUUACUAAACUGUGCAAUUUUCUACAAGAUGAACAAAACAUUCAAGCAGGGCUUGCAAAAACUACUCCGACAGUUUCCACCAACCAAUUUUUUGUUUUCCAAUCUGCGAAGCGACGGCACCACCAUGAUGACGUCAGUUAAUGGACACUUUCCCAGUUUUUCCAACUCGCAGCGACAUCAGAGUUUGCUGACCGGUGGCACGCCAAGGCCGAGUGUCCAAAUCACGAAUAACGACGAAAUCAACCCGAGAAGUAUGACAAUGUGUUGAAAGCUACCACAUAAUGCUGUGCAGAAACACACAAAGCAUGAAAUUUUGUAACAGCACCUGUAAAUUUUGAAGCGGAACACCAAACAUGUGUUCAUAGGCUUUAUUCUUCCAAGCUCCUUAAAUGCGGAGACUUAUUUUCCAAAACUCUUUGCAGCUAAAUAAUGUCCCUUUACUUGGUUCAUCAAAAUCCAUAACAAUUCUGCUGAUUAUAAAUUCACGCCUUUGUGAAAUUAUUUUGACCAAAACCAUCUGCCAUAUCAAAGUGCUGCUCAAUUUUUUGCCAAAAUUACAAUUUGCAAUUUUUUCGCACCUUCUAGUUCACGAUUUUGAACCUUCAAGUCUGCAAUAUUCUAUAUAUGCAAGGUAACGUCUCUUUAAUUACACCCCCCCCCCCUCACUAUUCCCCCAACUGUGAAGGGAAGAUUUUUUCACUAGCUCAAUGAUGUGCGCUAGCCGGUGAAAUAGUUUUUCAUAAGGGAUGCUCGUUAAUUCAUACAAGGUGGCCAAGUUUCGAAAGGAGAUGAUUAAAGAGAUCCGAAAUGCAUAUUUCCACAUUACUCGACUUAAAUAAUAGUGAAGUAAAAGUUAAAUAGUAAAAAAUAUACUGUUGAUUUACUUUAUCUCAAAUGAAUUUCGAUAAAUUUUAGUACCCACAGUUUUAGUUUGUAUUUCAAUCCUUUGCGGGGGGUGGUAACCUGUAGAUUUAGAUAUUUUUAUAUCUCUCAAUUUUGUCUCUGUAGUUCUCGCUAACUUAGAUGAGAUUCUUUGGAGCUAUUUUGAAGUUUUCAUGCUGGCUAAACUGAAAUCCGCUGCCAAUUCUGUCCCCGAGGUCCUAAAUACAAUUAAAACCACCUUAUUUAAACUGGUAUUCUUUGCAUGUGAAACAUUUUUCAACACCGCAGGGAGAAAAGAUUGGCGUCUAUCUAACUUAGCGCAGAGUAAUUUAUUGAAUUUUUUGUGAUUGGAAAAAAGAUACAGGUACCUAAUUUAAGACUAGAUUUUCUCAAUCAAUUACCUGAAAAGUAAUAAAGUUUACUAAUUCAAUUCAAAUAACAAGUCAGU
This is a messenger RNA of Symsagittifera roscoffensis, 3796 nucleotides long. Its product is annotated as olfactory receptor 7A42-like. The transcript is spliced from 5 exons. Lineage: Eukaryota; Metazoa; Xenacoelomorpha; Acoela; Convolutidae. Bases 1475 to 2734 code for a protein of 419 amino acids. Gene Ontology annotation, biological process: G protein-coupled receptor signaling pathway. Gene Ontology annotation, cellular component: membrane. Gene Ontology annotation, molecular function: G protein-coupled receptor activity. The record is from RefSeq and is a predicted model, not a curated record.